Messenger RNA from Aureobasidium musti, 1056 nucleotides. NCBI's taxonomy places the organism in Eukaryota, Fungi, Ascomycota, Dothideomycetes, Dothideales, Saccotheciaceae. The record is from the annotation of a GenBank genome assembly.
AUGUCUCUCAAACGCAAAGCAGCCGACAUUGCUGCCGCUGAAGCAAAGAAGCCAAGAGCCAACAGCUCCAUCACCAGCUUCUUUGGCCCUCCCAAGUCCAACCCGUCAACGUCAUCGACCAACCCGUCCAAAGGUCCAACCGACCCUGCCCCUGCAGUCAAGUUUGACAAGGAAAAAUGGGUUGCCAGCCUGACCGACGAACAAAAGACUCUUCUCAAACUUGAGAUUGAAACAUUGCACGAAAGCUGGCUCGCUGUACUCAAGGAUGAAAUCACAUCCAAGUCAUUCAUUGACUUGAAGAAGUUCCUCAAGAGCGAAGCCGAGUCCGGCAAGAAGAUCUUCCCUCCGUCAGAAGACGUCUACAGCUGGUACGUCUGCUCGAGUUCUCCAUCAAGGUUGUGUCAACUACUAACACAGCCUUCAGGNUCGCGACACACGCCGCUGAGCACCGUCAAGGCAGUCAUCCUCGGCCAAGAUCCGUACCAUAACCUCAAUCAGGCUCACGGCCUCUGCUUCUCUGUCAGACCUCCGACUCCUGCUCCUCCAUCGCUCCAGAACAUCUACAAAGCAUUGAANAAGGAAUACCCAUCCUUUGAGCCUCCACCCAACAAAGGAGGCCUGCUCACACCUUGGGCUGAUCGUGGUGUCCUACUACUGAAUACUUGCCUUACCGUUCGCGCUCACGAGGCCAACUCACACUCCGGCAAGNNGGGUUGGGAGAAGUUCACACAAAAAGUCAUUGAUCUGGUUUGUCAGAAGCGUACCCACGGCGUUGUCUUCUUGGCUUGGGGAUCUCCUGCACAGAAGCGCUGUGCUGGUAUCAAUGGAUCAAAGCAUCAUGUUCUCAAGAGCGUCCAUCCUAGCCCUUUGAGUGCACACAAAGGCUUCGUAAGUUUUUCCUCUGCAAGGGCACGAAGAAAAGAACCAUCUGACCAGAUUUUANNGUUUGACUGCGGCCACUUCACCAAGGCAAAUGAAUGGCUCAAGGAGAGAUAUGGCGAAGAUGGUGUGAUCGAUUGGAAUCUCAAUGUUGCUCCUGAAGAUGCCGGCGUCUAA